UCUAGCAGUCAUCACGAGUUUACGCUGAAAUUGAAACAGUGGCAACUUUAGGAAUGGUAGCGGGAGGCAUGCACGCAUGUAGCUCUGAAAAUACGUGACGUGAGAAUGACCGUCACUUACACGGCCGAGGUGGCAACAUCCAGUGGAUUAGGAUGUUUCCUUAAACUUCUCUUUCGAUGGAAAGGCAGCAUUUACAAGCUGCUGUGGCCGAAUCUUGUAUUGUACUCCACACUAUAUUUCAGUCUAAGUUUGUAUUACAGAUUUGUCUUGAAUCCGAUUGACAGAGAGUGGUUCGAAAGACUGUCGAUCCACUGUCAAACGUACGGGGACCUCAUCCCCGUGUCGUUCGUCCUUGGCUUCUACGUCUCCCUCGUCAUUAAGCGCUGGUGGGAUCAGUACGUCAGCAUUCCAUGGCCUGACAACCUAGCCCUUUUCGUCAGCGCGCUAGUGCACGGACAGGACGAGAGAGGCCGGCUGAUGCGCCGCACAGUCAUGCGCUACGUGAACCUGUCGCUGGUGCUGACGCUGCGCAUGGUCAGCCCCCGCGUCAAGAUGCGCUUCCCGACCAUGGACCACCUGGUCGAGGCCGGGCUGCUGCAAACCAACGAGAUGAAAAUAUUCGAGGACCUGGAGCGCAAGACGAACCAUCCCAAGUACUGGAUGCCUCUGGUGUGGGCGAGCGGGAUCCUGACGCGCGCGCGCAAGGAGAACCGCAUCACGAACGACUUCAGCCUCAAGACCCUCAUCGACGAGCUCAAUAUUUUCCGGACGGGUUGCGGCAAGCUGCUCAGCUACGACUGGAUCAGCAUUCCCCUCGUCUACACGCAGGUGGUGACCCUGGCCGUCCACUUCUACUUCAUCGCCACCCUGAUGGGCAACCAGUACCUGGACGUUUCGAAAGGAUACGCCAAGCACCAGAUCGACUUAGUAGUGCCCUUCUUCACGUUCCUAGAGUUCUUCUUUUACAUGGGGUGGCUGAAAGUAGCCGAGUCCCUCGUCAACCCUUUCGGGGAAGACGACGACGACUUCGAAGUAAUGUGGCUCAUAGACAGAAACCUGCAGAUGUCGUACGUGAUCGUGGAUGAGAUGCACGAGGAGCACCCGGAGAUGCUGCGGGACGCCUACUGGGACGACGUGGUCCCCUCCGAGCUGCCCUACACGGCCGCCACCAAGCAGUACCAGACCGAGCCGCCCCAGGGCUCCACCAAGAACGUCGAGGUGCCCGUUCACAUGGCGGACUUCGUCAAGGACGCCACCCAGGCCGAAGAAGGCGAGGACAAGGAGACCCCCGUCGGGGACGUGCCGUGGCCCGGGGCGCCGGGGAGGAUGCGGCGCUACUCGAGCGCGUCCGUGCACUCGGGACAGUCCGGGCGCGAGGGCGGCCACCGCCGCAGCAGGACCUCCGUGCUGAGCGUCCUCACCAGGGCGUUCCACCGCGAGGACAGCGCCAAGGACCUCGGUAGGCUCUGA
Messenger RNA from Frankliniella occidentalis (western flower thrips), 1470 nucleotides. RefSeq names its product bestrophin-3-like. Lineage: Eukaryota; Metazoa; Arthropoda; Insecta; Thysanoptera; Thripidae. Bases 106 to 1470 code for a protein of 454 amino acids. Gene Ontology annotation, molecular function: chloride channel activity. The transcript is spliced from 8 exons. The record is from RefSeq and is a predicted model, not a curated record.